AUGGCCCCCACUGCCAAAGAAAUCAAGAAGGAGUCCAAGAAGGGGAUGCCGUUUCCAAGGGCGCGUUUAGUGCGGCAGCCUCGAGACAUGCGGGUUCGGCAGCUGUCAAACAUAUUGGCGGGAUUGAACUACCUUCGCGCACCGGUGGUCGUGUGCACACUGGUGUCUUUAUUGUUCACGGUGCCUGGCCUGCCGUGGGACAGGCCUAUAGACCACUUAGAGGUAUUUGCCGGUAAGAUGGCUGUGACGCUGGCUGAGGUGGAGGCAGGACGCCGCGCUGUGCCCAUUGACCUAGAGAUCGGUGGAUCGUCUAUGGACCUGACCACGGACAUUGGUUUCGCCAACUGCCUCUAUCACGCUGCAAACCUCCGUGAAGGAGGAGCCUGCAUGGCUGCACCUGUAUGCGGGUCAUUUGUGUUCAUGAGUCGCGGCUCCACGCAGCGCUCGAUUGCCAACCCGAUGGGCCAGGGAGAGUCAUGCCGCAUAGGAAACUUGCUGGUUUCGCGAUUGUGCGUGGUGCUCCUGAUUUGCGCAGCCAAGUGUGUCUGGUUUUGCGUUGAACAACCUGGCACGAGCAUCAUGGAGUACCACACGCUUUUCCAAAGGUUCAUCAAGAUUGUAGCCGUCCGGAAACUGAAGUUCAUGAUGGGUGAUUAUGGUGCACCUACCUUGAAGCCUUCAAUCCUCUACUCGAGUCACAGGGCUGUGGACUUACUCCCGAAUUACCAAGUUCGUCGACGCUUGGUGAAGAAACAAAUGGUGAAACGCUACAUGGAUGGCAAAGGCAAACCCCGAGUCUGUGGUGGCGCAGACCUCAAGAGGUCGCAAGCCUAUCCGAAGCAAUUCGGUGUCGCCUUGGCGUCUUGCAGAACGAGCACAGCUAAAAGCAGGGCUCGGAUGGCAAGGCAGUUCCUGCAGGCAGCACGGAAGAGUAGCAACCAAGCUGAUGAUCGAAGCCAUGUGGACAAAGCGUGGCGAGACGGGGCCCAGUUGGACUCUGUCAUGAAAUUCUUGACUCAAAAGCCUUAG
Molecule: messenger RNA, 1029 nt
Organism: Durusdinium trenchii
Lineage: Eukaryota; Dinophyceae; Suessiales; Symbiodiniaceae
Source: the annotation of a GenBank genome assembly